AUGACUCCUCCAGCGAACACCCUCCUCCCAUCGUGGACGGCGCUGCUGCUGCUGCUGAUGAUGAUGACAUCACUUCCUGUGUCGGCCGUGGAGCCGGAGACGUGUUUCUCCAGACAGCACCAGAGCGCCAUCGUGAACGUCAGACAGGCGUUGAACCGGCCGACCACGGUGAUGGACGCCCGCGUGGUCCGGACGGAGAGAGACUGUGUCCUCGCCUGCUGCUCAGAGGACGUGAAACCAGGCGCUAAAUGCAACAUGGCCGUGUUCAACGCCGACAAACACGACGGAGACGAUAACUGCUUCCUGUUCCACUGUCAGACGGAGCAGGACUGUCCUCUGAUGAAGGCUCAGGACGGGAUCAACACCUACGACAUCUACAAAGGUUUGAUUCAUCCGUCCACAGUGAGACCUGUAACCAUGACGACCACCACGGAACAGACCACCACCACCUCCACCACACCGGCCCCAACUACACCACCAACCACACAACCCACCACCACAACAACCACCACACAAAGUACAACAACAACACCACCAACCACAACCACGGCUCCAACCACAACCACGGCUCCAACCACGACACCAACCACCACCACGCAGGCUCCCGCCACCACAACAGCACCUCCACCCAUCAUCAUCAUCAUCGCCACGAUGCCUCCAGUAGCUCCAGCACCCACCUCCACCUCCACCUCCACCACCACCUCCGCCACCACCACAGCUAAAACCACCACAACAGCAGCUUCUACAACUACAACUACUGCUGCCAUGAAGAAGCCAAACAAACCCAUCAAAAAGCAAAACAAAUCAACCAAGAAAGUGAAGCCUCAUCCGCUCACAUCCACCCGGCCUACGCAGAGCUCCACCACAUCCACCCGGCCUACGCAGAGCUCCACCACAUCCACCCGGCCUAUGCAGAGCUCCACCACAUCCACCCGGCCUACGCAGAGCUCCACCACAUCCACCCGGCCUAUGCAGAGCUCCACCACAUCCACCCGGCCUACGCAGAGCUCCACCACAUCCACCCGGCCUACGCAGAGCUCCACCACAUCACUUCCUGUUGUCACGGCCAAUAGGAAGGCUGCACCAAGAACUACCCAGAAACCACAGGGCGGCUGCAGGGUCGGCGGCGCGGGGGCGGUGAAGAGCGGCGUGGUGGCGUUCAUGGUGCUGGGGCUCGCCGUGCUCACGCUGGCUCUGGCCGUCGGCGGCCGGAAGGCGAUGGAGUCCUUCGACAGACGGCACUACACCCGACUGGAGCUCAACGACCUCCACUACGAGGUGUGA
This is a messenger RNA of Anoplopoma fimbria (sablefish), 1284 nucleotides long. RefSeq names its product MANSC domain containing 1 (gene mansc1). NCBI's taxonomy places the organism in Eukaryota, Metazoa, Chordata, Actinopteri, Perciformes, Anoplopomatidae. The coding region runs from base 1 to 1284 and encodes 427 amino acids. The transcript has 4 exons. The record is from RefSeq and is a predicted model, not a curated record.